AUGGGCAACAUUCUUCUGCGACUCUUUUCCGGAUUCACGCGAGAGGCCAAGAUCCUCCUGGUGGGCCUCGACGGCGCCGGCAAGACCACCCUCCUCUACAAGCUCAAGCUGGGCGAGAACGUCGUCUCCGUCCCCACCAUCGGGUUCAACGUCGAGACCGUCUCCUACAAAAAUGUACACUUCACCCUGUGGGACGUGGGCGGCCAGGACCGCAUUCGGCCGCUGUGGCGCCACUACUUCCAGGGCACCGACGCCGUCAUCUUCGUCGUGGACAGCGCCGACCAGGACCGGCUCGACGAGGCCCAGGAGGAGCUCGCCGCCAUGCUGCGAUCCGACGAGCUCCGCGACGCCGCGCUGCUCGUGUUCGCCAACAAGCAGGACUACUCGCACGCGCUCUCGGUGGAGAAGGUGAUGACCCGGCUGGGCCUGGACGACGAGCUGCGACGCGGGCGCCGGGUGUGCUGCCAGGCCUCGUCGGCCACCGACGGGUUCGGGGUCUACGAGGGCAUGGAGUGGCUCGCCCAGUCGCUCAAGAACACCAACUAA
Molecule: messenger RNA, 546 nt
Organism: Acanthamoeba castellanii str. Neff
Lineage: Eukaryota; Discosea; Longamoebia; Acanthamoebidae
Product: ADPribosylation factor 1, putative
Exons: 1
Coding region: 1-546 (181 amino acids)
Biological process (GO): vesicle-mediated transport; intracellular protein transport
Cellular component (GO): cytoplasm
Molecular function (GO): GTPase activity; GTP binding
Source: RefSeq, a predicted model, not a curated record